Molecule: messenger RNA, 1394 nt
Organism: Manihot esculenta (cassava)
Lineage: Eukaryota; Viridiplantae; Streptophyta; Magnoliopsida; Malpighiales; Euphorbiaceae
Exons: 2
Coding region: 257-952 (231 amino acids)
Source: RefSeq, a predicted model, not a curated record
AGAGAGGGGGUUGGGGUGGUGGUGGUUCUUCUUCACUCACUGCCAUCUAUUUGCCCCUUCGAAAAUAUUUCUUUACUUCCAUUAAUGCCGCGAAGAACACCUCGAUCUGGCAGCAUCUUUCUCUUCUCUCUCUUACUCUCUGUCUCCGCUUAUUUAAUUGAGUUCUUCCCAACUCAUUCACAAAGCUUGCUGUGUCAUCUUGAUAUAGAUUAGGCUAAACAAACAUCAACCAGUUUCAUUAAAGGUGAUCGAAGCCAUGCAAGACCACCCGAUUGGAAUUCCUGCUUGUUUCAUAUCUAGCGGUAACCAGGUAACUGAUGAUCCUGCCACGGUAACCAGGUCAGGUCAGAGCGUGUUCAUGUCUGUUUAUCGUACAAAAAUGAUGGAUCAGUGCCGUCUGAUCACCAUAACAUGGUGCAAGAAUUUGUUGCUUCAUGGCCUAUCAGUAUCAGUAGAAGGCCCUGAAGGAGAAAACCAGUACACCUGCAAAGUGGAGCUGAAGCCUUGGUACUUUUGGAGGAAACAAGGCUCGAAGCGCUUUAUAGUGGAUGGUAAAGCUAUAGAUAUCUUCUGGGAUCUCAAGGCUGCAAAAUUUAAUGGUGAAACUGAGCCCCAGUCUGAAUAUUAUGUUGCUGUCGUUUGCAAUGAAGAAGUUGUGCUACUUCUGGGUGAUCUAAAGAAAGAUGCAUACAGGAAAACUGGGUGUAGGCCUGCUCUCAUUGAACCCAUUUUGGUUUGGAGAAAGGAGCACAUAUUUGGCAAGAAAAAGUUUUCCACAAGGAUGAAGUUUCAUGAGAAGGGCAGGCUUCAUGAGAUCUCAAUAGAGUGCAAGAACGGAAGUCCGACUAAAAGCAAUUCUGCUAAUGGGGUUGAGCCAGAAUUGGAGAUAAGGAUUGAUGGGCAUUUAGCCAUUCAUGUGAAGCAUCUCCAAUGGAAGUUUAGAGGUGAAUAAUAGAGACGAAGAAGCAGCAGCAGCAGCAAGACUGUAAUGACCUCAAACGCCAUCCAAAAAGAAUAAGGUUGUAAAAAGGAAAUAUGAGGUGUUGGCGUUAUGGGCCAGGAUAUGGAUACAGAUUGGGGUGACUGGUGAGAGAGAGAGACAGUGGUGAUUGGGAUGAGAAAGGAAGUGGGACCCAGGAGAGAGGUUGGGAGUUAGUUACAGCUGGGGUUCAACAAGUGGACAUAACUGGACAAGACAGAUUGUAUCACAUACAGGACCAAUAAUGUCAUCUCCAUCUGUUUUGCACAAAAAUUUCUUAUUUAUUUUCUCUUCUCUUUCCUGAUCUGUCCUUGAAAUACGAGCAAUUUGCCUUUCACAUUACCUAAAUCUGUCAAUUAUAUGUACGCUCCCUAAAUAUUAUAUACAGCAAAAAAUCUUGACAAGGUGUUUUCAA